UUAAUUAAUAAAAUAAUGUUGGGGAAAAUAAAAACGAAGCAAGAGAAAAGCGGCGAGAUUGUUGCAUACAGUGAGACAGCAGUUGCAAACAACGCUGCAGUUGUAGAAUAUUGUAAGAUCUCAAUGGCAGCUUUGUCGGGUGGCACAGCAGGACUGCUAGGAUUGACCGGGUUGUACGGAUUCGGGUUUUACGUUUUUGCGGUUUUCGGGCUGUGGGCGAUGCUGUUGAUGAAGGCUGGCGGCCAGUGGAGGAAAUAUUUUAUUAGCAGACGGCAUCUCUUGACCAGUGGAUUCUUUGGAGGACUUUGCACAUACGUAUUAUUCUGGACAUUUUUAUAUGGAAUGGUUCAUGUCUAUUAAAAAGAGAAAGGGUGGAUGGCUCACAACAAUUGUGACACAUCACGUAAUUAUUUAAAUAAACAAGGUUGCAUAAUUAUUAUAAUAAACCAGUCAUUGUAUUUAUAUUAUUUAAGCCUUUCGGAUGACCAAAUAAAUGGUGAAGCAUUCACGCGAUGUUGUACACGUAUGUCGAUAUGUAUAUAAAAGACACGUUUCUUUAAAACGAUCACUGGCAUUUAUUAUCUAAU
Mycetomoellerius zeteki is the source of this 587-nucleotide messenger RNA. It is a transcript of the gene EMC6, whose product is annotated as ER membrane protein complex subunit 6. Gene Ontology annotation, cellular component: endoplasmic reticulum; EMC complex; membrane. The transcript is spliced from 5 exons. Bases 16 to 360 code for a protein of 114 amino acids. Gene Ontology annotation, biological process: autophagosome assembly; protein folding in endoplasmic reticulum. Lineage: Eukaryota; Metazoa; Arthropoda; Insecta; Hymenoptera; Formicidae. The record is from RefSeq and is a predicted model, not a curated record.